Molecule: messenger RNA, 3343 nt
Organism: Entelurus aequoreus (snake pipefish)
Lineage: Eukaryota; Metazoa; Chordata; Actinopteri; Syngnathiformes; Syngnathidae
Product: zinc finger protein 501-like
Exons: 4
Coding region: 428-2029 (533 amino acids)
Biological process (GO): regulation of transcription by RNA polymerase II
Cellular component (GO): nucleus
Molecular function (GO): DNA-binding transcription factor activity, RNA polymerase II-specific; RNA polymerase II transcription regulatory region sequence-specific DNA binding
Source: RefSeq, a predicted model, not a curated record
UUGAAAGGUUUCUAGCGCGACCUCCUGUACUGUAGAAUGUAGUAUGGACCAUAGGACAGGACGAAGAAGUCCCGUUAAGAAGCUGUGGAGGCCUAAGAUGCUCUACUAGUCUGCUGGAAAUCCAAAGAAGACGAAGGAGUAAAAAGCAAAAUGGCGUUUGACAGAGACGGCCUAAACGUGGCCACUGGCCAUUAUUGUUUCUCUAUUUGUAUUUAGUGCAUACAUGUACGCAUAUAUGUCGUGUAGUAGAUGAAACAUUGUUAGUCAUUGUUUGUAUCCGGAUACAUUAGUCUGAGCGCACUUUAUGUGCUAGCUUAGCUUGCUAGUUAGCUUAGCUUGUUAGCUGCUAACAAAGAGACGCGGACGUUAUCGACACAUCGCUAAGUAGAGAUCAAAUGUGAGUGUAAAGUGUUGUGAUUGUGUGAAAAUGUGCGAAAGAACGAUAGCAAAGUAUGAGGAGGAACUUUGUCCAACAAAAGAGGAGAAGGAGCGACAACAUCAACUUAUGGACGCUGUUUUCAAGAAACAUCAAGUUGUGUUACACAGAACAGACGUCCAGCAGCCCCCUCACAUUAAAGAAGAAGAGGAUGAUCCACAGCCCCCCCACAUUAAAGAGGAAGAGGGAGAGUGUCUUCUAGGGCAGGAGGAUGAUGAUGUUACCAAGUUUCCACUGACUGUUGUCUCUGUGAAGACUGAAGAGCAUGAAGACAAACCACCUGAGUCCUCACAGCUUCAUCACAGUCCAAACGUCCAGCAGCCCCCUCACAUUAAAGAGGAAGAGGAGGAUCCACAGCCGCCCCACAUUAAAGAGGAAGAGGAGGAAGUGAGGAUCAGUCAGGAGGGAGAGUGUCUUCUAGGGCAGGAGGAGGAUGAUGUCACCAAGUUUCCACUGACUGUUGUCUCUGUGAAGACUGAAGAGCAUGAAGACAAACCACCUGAGUCCUCACAGCUUCAUCACAGUCCAAACGUCCAGUGGGUGUCAGCGGGGAGUCAUGAAGAGGAGUGGCACACCAGUGUGGGACAGAAGGAGCUACAGGCUUCCUCCCACAUUAAAGAGGAGCAGCUUCAUGAUGAAGAUGAAGCUCAGUCCUUACAGCUUCAUCACAGUCAAAGUGAGGAGAACAGAGGGGCGGAGCUUGUAAGUCAACACAUCACAGAAGCUGAUGGACAGCAUUGUGAAGAUAUAAAGUCAGAACCAGACAGCAUCUUUGCUCCACUGUCAGACAUGGACGACAUGAUGUCAAACUCCUCUGAUCACAGUGACCACAUCCAAAAACCUUUGGAGAGUAAAAAUGACUCUAAAGGUGAUACGAGACAUCACACUAACAACAAACACUUUGACUGCUCUCAAUGUGGGAAAUCAUUUAGACUGAAGAGUAACUUUACAAGACACAUGACAACACAUAAUGGGGAGAAACCUUUUACUUGCUCUGUUUGUAAGAAGAGUUUCUCCACAAAGCAAAGCAUGACCAGACACAUGAGAACACACACUGGAGAGAAACCUUUUACUUGCUCAGCUUGUGCUAAAAGAUUCAACACUAAGAAGGAAAUUAUAUUACACAUGAGAACACACACAGGUGAGAAACCUUUUACUUGCUCCAUUUGUAAGAGGAGUUUCUCCAGAAAGGAACGCAUGACCAUACACAUGAGAACACACACUGGAGAGAAACCUUUUUUUUGCUCAGCUUGCGCUAAAAGAUUCACCACUAAGAAUGACAUGAUAAUACACAUGAGAACACACACCGGUGAGAAACCUUUUACUUGCUCUGUUUGUAAGAACAGUUUCUCCAGAAAGGAACACAUGUCCAUACACAUGAGAACACACACUGGAGAGAAACCUUUUCCUUGCUCAGCUUGUGCUAAAAGAUUCAACACUAAGAAGGAAAUUAUAUUGCACAUGAGAACACACACAGGUGAGAAACCUUUUAUUUGCUCUGUUUGUAAGAAAAGUUUCUCCAGAAAGCAAAUCAUGACCAGACACAUGAGAACACACACUGGAGAGAAACCUUUUCUUGCAGUGUUAGAAUAAUUAUGUAUAUAUUAUCACACUACCUUUAGUAUGCUUAAAGUCUGUUGCUUUAGUUAUUAGUUAUUGUGCUCAAGUUAGACUUUUCUAUUUGUGCAAGGACAAAAACUUCUUGUCUGAGGGGUGGCCUCAGCCACAGAUGUUAUCUUUAUUUUGGCCCGCUAACAGCCAAGGACUUCAAGGACCUCAACGAAGAUAAGAUGACAACACGCAGAUGAAGCGGAGACAAGGCGAAAUCACAAGGCCCCCAGCACAUUCCGUCACGUGUGCGUCCUGGACUUGCUUUGCAUACAUACUUGCCAACCCUCCCGUUUUUAGCGGGAGAAUCCCGAUAUUCAGCGCCUCUCCCGACAACCUCCCGACAGAGAUUUUCUCCCGACAAACUCCCGGUAUUCAGCCAGAGCUGGAGGCCCCCCCCCCCCCCCCCCAAAAAAAAAAGUCUGCCGCAGCUGCGAUUGGACCUGACCAGCCUCCGGGUACGCCAGGGAAGAUCUUCCCCAGGAAGCAAGGAUUGACCGGUUUUGGGCCAUGCUAGGGAGAGAUGGAAGAUUCCACACUCUCGUGCAUUUGAUGAAAGCACUUUUGUGCGUGCCACACAGCAAUGCAUCAUCAGAGAGGUUGUUCAGUAUGGUUAGAAAAAUAGUGACAGAGAAUAGAAAGAGGAUAGACAAUUCAACCCUUAACAAAGCAUUGUACUUCCAAGUACAACAAUGAGUAGAUGAGUGUUUGAGUUUGAGUUUGAGUUUGAGUUUAUUUCGAACAUGCAAGCAUACAACAUGAUACAUCACAAUUUCCAGUUUCUCUUUACAACAUGUUCAAAAAUGAGUAGGAAGAAGCAGAGCUUAUUUAAUCCUACCCCUUUUCUUUACAUAACAGUUGCUGAAACUUUUUUAUUCACUUCCUGUUCUCAAUUUAUUCACAAUAAACUCCAUAGGUAAUCACAAUAAAAAUAAAUAAAUAAAUAAUAGUAAGAAUUUAAUAAUAAUAAUUGGUGAAGUAAGUCAUAUUUCAUAUGAUGAGAUAAGUAAGAUUACUUUAAGAAUGAAUGAAUGGAUGGAUGAAAUAAAUUGAGAAUGUUUGUCAUGGUUCUUCUUUGUACUUUGUAAACACUUUAAGUUUGAAGAGUUUCUUGAAGUGUAUCAUAUUAGUACAUUGUUUGAUUGCUUUGCUUUAUCCAUUCCAUCAUUUAAUUCCACAUUCUGAUAUACUGAAGGUCUUAAGUGUUGUACGUGCAUACAAAUGUUUUAAAUUACGUUUUUCUCUAAGAUUAUAUUUCUCCUCUUUUGUUUAGAAGAAUUGUUGUACAUCCUUGGCUAG